Acomys russatus (golden spiny mouse) is the source of this 1476-nucleotide messenger RNA. It is a transcript of the gene Cwc25, whose product is annotated as CWC25 spliceosome associated protein homolog. Bases 128 to 1390 code for a protein of 420 amino acids. NCBI's taxonomy places the organism in Eukaryota, Metazoa, Chordata, Mammalia, Rodentia, Muridae. The record is from RefSeq and is a predicted model, not a curated record. Gene Ontology annotation, cellular component: U2-type spliceosomal complex. The transcript has 10 exons. Gene Ontology annotation, biological process: mRNA splicing, via spliceosome.
GGAAAGGGCAGCUGAUUCCUUUUGGGAUUAGGUCUGGUGAGGCGGUUUCUGACCUAUUUCACUACGUUCUCUUUUGAUCUCCGCUAAAUCUUUCAGAUCCACAGACUGAAGAAACGUCUCCACCGUCAUGGGAGGCGGAGACCUGAACCUGAAGAAGAGCUGGCACCCACAGACCCUUCGCAAUGUGGAGAAAGUGUGGAAGGCUGAGCAGAAACAUGAGGCGGAGCGGAAGAAGAUCGAGGAGCUGCAGCGCGAGCUUCGAGAGGAGAGAGCCCGAGAGGAGAUGCAGCGCUAUGCCGAGGAUGUCGGGGCUGUCAAGAAAAAGGAAGAAAAGUUGGAUUGGAUGUACCAGGGCCCUGGUGGGAUGGUGAACCGUGAUGAGUACCUGCUGGGGCGCCCCAUUGACAAGUAUGUUUUUGAGAAGAUGGAGGAGAAGGAAGCAGGCUGUUCUUCUGAGACAGGACUCCUUCCAGGCUCCAUCUUUGCCCCGUCCGGGGCCAAUUCCCUUCUUGACAUGGCCAGCAAAAUCCGAGAAGACCCUCUCUUCAUCAUCAGGAAGAAAGAGGAGGAGAAAAAAAGAGAAGUACUGAACAAUCCUGUGAAAAUGAAGAAAAUCAAAGAGCUAUUGCAAAUGAGUCUUGAAAAAAAGGAGAAGAAGAAAAAGAAGGAGAAGAAAAAGAAGCACAAGAAACACAAACACAGAAGCUCGAGCAGCGAUCGCUCCAGCAGCGAGGACGAGCCUAGCCAGGCCAGAUCUCAGAAGAAGAUGGCAAAUUCCUCUCCUGUUUUGUCCAAAGUCCCCGGAUAUGGCUUGCAGGUGAGGGACUCUGGCCGCAGUCAGGGGCUGCAGGGUUCUCUGGCUGAGCAAAAGGGCAUGAAGAACCAUUUCCGGUCAAGAAGCUCCUCCCACUCACCACCCAGACUCGUCAGCAAGAAGAGCACCAAAGAAGAGAGGUCCCGGGACAGGAGGUCUCGAUCUCCAGGCAGAAGGUCCCGGUCCCGGUCCCCAAGGCCCAGCAAAUCGCAUGCCUCUAAGGUAAACAGGAGGGAGAGAGACAGCCCGUCACCUAAAAAGGAGGUCUACCAGAGGCGGCAUGCUUCCGGAUACAGCAAAAAACUCUCAGCAGAGGAACUAGAGCGGAAACGGCAGGAGAUGAUGGAGAAUGCCAAGUGGAGGGAGGAGGAGCGGCUCAACACCCUCAGGAGGCACGCCAAGGAAGAGGAGCAGGAGCGCAGGCUGGAGAGGCUGGACUCUCGGUCCGGCAAGUUCAUCCAGCGCAUGAAGCUGGAGAGCGCGUCUGCGUCCUCCCUGGAGGACCGGGUGAAGCGCAACAUCCAUUCUUUACAGCGAACGUCUGUAGCCCUGGAGAAGAACUUCAUGAAAAGAUGAAAACCCGUCACUCUUGAUGGUUCCCCUCAAUUUGCCAGGGAGCCUGCGGACUCCUUAAAUUUCUCUUUAUAAGAGUUCAAAUGUCU